AUGGACCGCAAACGGAGCAAGGCACAGGCGGAGGCUAUGGCUGCAGAUCUCGGUGACAUCACUUCAAUGAAUCUGCUUGGCGCUGCCGAUUUAAGUCAGUGGAUAGAACUUGUGAAAGAUUACUCUGUGGCGGGAGAUCACACACAUGUCCUCUCUGAAUCUGAAGAAGAUGAUGAUGAUGAUGAAGACAUGGAUCACCCAGUUAUCACAGAUGACGUUGAAAUUAUAAUGAUUAGAGUGCGCAACGCGAUGGAACCGGGUUAUGACAAGGAGAUGGACAAAAUCCGUAAAUUUGAUUGCAAAUGCGGAGAGGGGCGAAAGGAAGACUCCAACGAAGGAACGUGCACAAAAAAACUGUACCCGGACCGUAUCUACAAAUACAGGCGUAAUAUGGCAUCCUUAACACAGAGGUUGAGAGACAUUGGCAUUCUCGGAGUAUUAAAUACCAUCGCACCUAUACUUACCGUAGGCGCGAAAACCCAGUGUUCCAAGACAGGGGAGCAGACUCAACCGAAGCCCCAAACACUUCCAUACCUGGUUGGAGGUGUUCCGGUCUGCGAGGAAUCAUUUAUAUUGGGUACAUGCUUUACAUAUAGUAUUUAAAAUACAUUUAGAACUAGAAUCACAUCCUAGUGAGCCUAAUACUAAUAUAGUAGUAAUUGUAUUGAGGUGACAAAGUUGUAGGUCUGUUGGAUUGGGAUUUUAUUUCUCUAUAAAGUCUUGAUGUUCAUGGUUGGACUAUUUUGAAUUGCAUUUCUAUCUUGAUGCCAAUCCCAUAAGGGCAGAAGUGGAACCACUGGUCCAAGAGUGAUGGGGUAGAGUUUUUCCUGAACUGGUGACCUAGCUAAAUCUGGACCCUAAUUGUGGGGUAUGACAUGGUGAUUAAACCGUUUUUAUAUGGGCUAUUUAAUACAGAGAAAUUGGCAUAGUAGGCAAUCAAUCCUUUUACAUCCUGCAAAUCACCAGUGGUGGGUGACUAUUUUGAAUCCAUUUUCACAUUCACUCUGUUAGUAAUGCUUACAAAUUGGUUCAUAACUCUACAAAUAACAGCAAUCCCACUCUGGAACUCUGAUAUGCAUGUAGAGUAGGGCUCUCCAACCCUGUUCCUGGAGAGCUACCUCCUGUAUGUUCUCUCCAACCCCAGUUGUAAUUAAUCUGAUUCAUUUUAUCAACCAGCUAAUUAUUAGAAUCAGGUGCUCUAGAUUAGGGUUGGAGUGUGACUUUACAGGCUGGUAGCUCUCCAGGAACAGGGUUGGAGAGCCCUGCCGUAGAGUAUAUGUUCAACAAUAUAUUGAACAUUUGCCCAAAAAAAUAAAAAUGUUUUCAAACCAACACCUCUUAACGAGGUCGCUAGGUGUUGGGUUAAGGUAGCUAGAAUAUGUUUAUAAUAGGGAAGUUGUUAUAGAACCAGUAUCUGAUGCUGUUACCUUUUUAAUUCCCUCAGCAUCAGCAGAGAGCGUCUAAUAUUCCUUCACCGGUCCUACCAGGAGAACGGUACAAAGCCUCCCACCUCACCACCUACCACUGGCCGGCCACGCAAUCCUGUAGCCCCUGCAGCUGCCACUGGCCGGCCACGCAAUCCUGUAGCCCCUGCAGCUGCCACUGGCCGGCCACGCAAUCCUGUAGCCCCUGCAGCUGCCACUGGCCGGCCACGCAAUCCUGUAGCCCCUGCAGCUGCCACUGGCCGGCCACGCAAUCCUGUAGCCCCUGCAGCUUCCACUGGCCGGCCACGCAAUCCUGUAGCCCCUGCAGCUGCCACUGGCCGGCCACGCAAGCCCCGUGCUGCUGCGAAGAAGACAUAG
Molecule: messenger RNA, 1802 nt
Organism: Coregonus sp. 'balchen'
Lineage: Eukaryota; Metazoa; Chordata; Actinopteri; Salmoniformes; Salmonidae
Source: the annotation of a GenBank genome assembly